AUGGGACAACCAUCCACCGAGGCGUCGAACGCCAUCAUCUACACUACCUUGGCUCUCGGAUCUGGUAUGCUGUUCACUUAUCCAGAAAUUGCCACAUUGGCAGGUCUUCAGGGCGUGCUCGUCUACGCUUUGGCUUCCUCACUCCCGCUCUUCGCCUUCGCCUCGUUGGGCCCUAUCAUCAGGCGCAAAUGUCCAGAGGGGUUCGUCCUCACAGAGUGGACUAGACAGCGUUACGGAACCGUCACGGCCUUGUACCUGAGCUUCGUCACGCUUGUUACGCUUUUCCUGUACAUGGUUGCCGAAUUGUCCUCUAUUGGCCAGGUUGUCGAAGUCUUGACUGGCCUUCACGGGUUGCCAGUCAUCAUUGUCGAAUGUGUUAUCACGACUAUCUACACCUCUUUGGGCGGAUUCCGAAUCUCUUUCAUCACCGACAACAUUCAGGGAGCAAUGGUAGUCGGACUCAUUGUCGUCGCAGCUAUUGCCAUUGGCGUUGAGACCAAGAUCGACACCAGCCUCAUUGAGCCCUCGGGCCUCUUAAAGGAUAACCUCUUGGGUUGGCAGCUUCUUUACAUCCUCCCCGUUGCCAUCUUGACGAACGACUUCUUUUUGUCCAGCUUCUGGCUUCGUACCUUUGCCUCCAAGACCGACAAGGAUCUAUGGAUCGGCAUCUCUCUCGCCGCCCUUAUCAUCCUCAUCAUCAUUACCAUGGUAGGCUGCACUGGUCUCAUCGCCGCUUGGUCCGGCAUCUGGCCCGGCUCGGACCCGGAAAACCCGCUCCCCGGUUCCGUCGCCUUCUUUGGCCUGCUCGAGAAUCUUCCUGCCUGGGUCGUCGGCUUCGUCCUGGUCAUGUCGGUCACCCUCAGCACUGCCGCCUUCGACUCCCUUCAGUCCGCCAUGGUCUCGACCGCCAGCAACGAUUUGUUCCGGAACAAGCUCAACGUGUGGUGGAUCCGCGGCGCCGUGGUUCUGGUUAUCAUCCCCAUCGUGGUGAUCGCCAUCAAGGCGCCCUCGAUUCUGCAGAUCUACCUCAUUUCUGAUCUCGUCUCUGCCGCCACCAUCCCGGUGCUUGUCAUUGGCUUGUCUGAUCGCUGCUACUGGUGGCGCGGCUUUGAGGUGGUUGUCGGCGGGUUGGGCGGCAUCUUUACUGUCUUCAUCUUCGGCGCGAUCUACUACAAGGACGCCCACAGGGGCGCUCAGCUGAUGCUGCUCGAGGAGGGACUGUACCAGGAGGGCUGGGCUGCGUUCGGUGCCUUCGUGGCCGCCCCCGUCGGCGGUCUCUUGUGGGGCUUCGGAGCCCUUGCGCUUAGACUCUCGGUGCAGUGGGUUCAGGCCAAGAGAAAGGGUGUAAGAUUCGAUGCCCUGGAUCGCCCCGUUAUGGUGGAGGGAGACGGCGAGACGGUCCAAUAUAUCGCUGGUGGAGACUUGGAGACUAUCUUGAGCACCGGACAGGAGUCUGGGGCCGGAAAGAUUCCGGGCAAGUUCUUUUGA
This is a messenger RNA of Sordaria macrospora k-hell, 1488 nucleotides long. The record is from RefSeq and is a predicted model, not a curated record. Lineage: Eukaryota; Fungi; Ascomycota; Sordariomycetes; Sordariales; Sordariaceae.